AUGGAAUCCGAUAUUCCAAACACUCACUUAACGGAGUAUCGAAUGGCCUCCACGGAUUUGUUGUGCCCAUCUCAAUGCUGUACAUCCGGAUUUGAGGAAGUUCCCGUAUUCCUUGUCCAGACCACGGACGUGGUCCGUGAUCCGGCUUUGAUGAUCCGCGCUCCCACACAUGUGUUACAUGAACAACACGACGGAGCGGAAAAUCUUCACCUCAUUCAUUGUACCAUUCCGAAUGAGGAGAAUCGAACAUCCUCCCCGCGGAUCGCCAUGUCCACAAACAAUCAUUGGAUUCCAGUCCGAAGUUCGACCGGCGUAAAUCCACCGACCGGUAACUCAUUCACGAAUCGUCGGCAACCGACACGGAAUAUUGUGCGUGCAGUUCGAUCUCGAGCACGGACGCAAAAAUGUAUCUGUCACAGCUGGGAAAAUUGGCGCAAUCUGUUUGCGGUCGUAUUGGCUUUGUGUUCCGUGAUCUUUAUUGUGUCCGAUCUCUAUCAUUUGACCCAGUUGGAAAUAGCUGCGUUCGGGCUACAACCACCCAUCUCGUUGACCCAGGCGAAUGGUACGCAUUUGGGUUCAACCAUAAGUAGAAUGUAUAACCCGAAUCAUUACUACCAUAUCGACAACGGAUUGUUCGGCACGUCGUGGGAUCCAAGUUAUUUGACUGGUACAAGCGGUGCCGGUUUGUUACAACACCAAAACCACCACCAACAACAACAACAGCAACGACUGUUCCAUCGGGAACUUUUGAUGGAUAGCAUACCGGAGGAUGUGUUAUUGUGUUUACGACGCUGGAAAUCGGAAUGGGCAUCCAUGGCUCAUCUGGACCCGGAUCGAUCGGAAUUGAACGCAGCACUCCAACAAAAAACCGCUAAUGUGUUGUAG
This is a messenger RNA of Echinostoma caproni, 885 nucleotides long. NCBI's taxonomy places the organism in Eukaryota, Metazoa, Platyhelminthes, Trematoda, Plagiorchiida, Echinostomatidae. The record is from the annotation of a GenBank genome assembly.